AUGUCUCAUCAUCAACAUGGACACAACGCCGCCCACAACAGGGAACUGGCCAAGAGACAGAAACGUCCUGUCGUUUUUGUGACACUCCCUCCAGACUUCGAAGGCCCCAUCGGUGGGUUUUACACUCAACGCACUCCAGGCGUGGGGCCCCCCAUUCGAGCCACGAGGCACCCACAGGUUCGUCCCACCAGGCAUCCGCAGAAUGGCUCUCCCAGGUCUACGCCUAAAGGCACUUCGCCAACCUCUACACCAAUUGAGCGACCCAAGAUGACAAAGAAUGCUUCGCAACCCAGCAAGCCAUCCCAAACUACUAUGGCCACAUCACCGUCGGACAAUGCGGAUCCCAUCAGUUCGCCCACUGGGUUUGAGCUGCGCCAAACAGGAACCGACGCUCCAACUGCGAUCCCCUCCUCCAGUGGUUCCGGCGGCAUGUCCGGUGGCGCAAAGGCAGGAUUGGCAAUUGGAAUCAUCCUGCUCGUGGGUUUGAUUGCAGGCGCUGCGUUGUUUUUCAUCCGGAAAAAGAAGCAACAGGAUAAAGCAGAAUUGACCCGCUUUGAUAAUGAAAAGCCAUUUGGCGCUGCAGCCAGUUCAGGUUCUGGUCCCGGUCCUACGAAUGGCAGCUAUGAUCCUCCCUCGAUGACGCGAACCUUGACAUCUCCAACGGCUCCCCAGCUCAACAUUCGACCGAUUACCCAGUUUUCUCCCGACUUUGGCGCAGGCCCCACCACGACAGGAAAUGCAUUUGGUGGGGGUCUUGCCCCUAGCUCAGCUGCCGCUGGUGUUGUUGCAGCUGGUGCUGCACGCAACCUUACUGGAGAGAAGCCAGCACCGCCACCAAAAAUGUCCAAUAAUGAUCCCAAUCCCUUCAACGACCCGGUGAAUCCAUUCGAUAGCCCGCCGCCCACAUCAUUGCCUCCAACGCCUGCAACGCCCGCCCCUAUGGGGCCAAAUGACCAUAUCCCAUCGCCUGCCAUUUCAGAUAUCGAUAACCCUACGCCAGAAACCAUGGGUACCGGUGUGGCUGCGGUAGGCACUGCCGUUGCCGCUGGAGCUGUUGGCGCCGUUGCUGUUCGCCGUAGCUUGAACGAUGGCAAGCCCCAAGCACUACCACUCGGCGGCCCAGGUCCUGCAAGCGAUGCACCCCCACCAGACAGUCCCGCCAUAAGCAUGGACUCUGUCACAGCUGCUGCAGUUGCUGGUGCAGGUGCAGGUGCAGGUGCGGCCGGACCCCCCAACGUUCAUCGCGUCCAGCUGGACUUCGCCCCUUCAAUGGAGGAUGAACUCGAACUUAGAGCUGGACAACUUGUACGUCUUGUUCAUGAAUAUGACGAUGGCUGGGCUCUCUGCGUCCGUCUCGACCGUUCUAGUCAAGGCGUGGUCCCACGAACCUGCCUUUCGUCCCGCCCAGUCCGCCCUCGUCCCCGUAACCAAUCUAGUGGUCAUGGUAGUCCCGGCCCCCGCGGCCCACCACCAAUGGGCCACCAUCAUGGCUCUUACCCGUCGGACGGUGGCCGCUCCAUGUCCAUGAGUAGCCAAAUAUCCUACCACGGGCCCAACCCCAACCAAAGCGGGCCCUCGACCCCCCGCUUCCAACCGCCUGCAAACGGCCGUCCGGCAUCCCCAGCAACUCCCGCCCAAUCCAGCUACCGCACAUUCCCGCCCCAGUCACCACAUCCGCACCCGCACCAUCCUAACCAUCCGCACCACCAGAGCGGCCGUUCAAUGUCCCCCGCCAGGUUCCCGCAGGUGCCACGCUCCCUCUCACCCGGUCCCGGACGCAUCCCUCAGCCGCGCUCCAUGAGCCCCGGCCCCUACGGUCCUGGAGGCAUGAAUAGGCCACACAUGUCUGCGUCCGCGCAUAGGCGGAGGAGCCAUAGCACCAGCGCUGCUAUGAGGCCUGGCAAUAAUGCCGCACCACUAGCGCUACAAGGUCAGGGUCAGCAACGGCAACAGCAACAGCAAUUUGCACUGCCAUCUGCCACAGCUGGGUUCGGAGGGUAUUCACAACAGUCACCAGGUGUUCCCGCUCAACCGAUGCUGCCGCAACAACAGCAACAACCACAACCACAACCACCAGUGCAGCAACCGCAAGUGCAAGUGCAGACUCGGGCACCAAUGCAAAAACAUCAAGCGUCAGCACCGGCGCCAACACCAGCACCCGCAGUAGCAGCGGCGCCCGCAACACCAAAGCCAUCGCGCAGCCCCCCGAUGCCGACAGGGCCUAUUGAGCGAAAACCUCUUCCGAAUCAAGCGAAGCCGGAAAAUGAAUAA
Histoplasma capsulatum G186AR is the source of this 2271-nucleotide messenger RNA. RefSeq lists its product as uncharacterized. The record is from RefSeq and is a predicted model, not a curated record. The coding region runs from base 1 to 2271 and encodes 756 amino acids. The transcript has 2 exons. Lineage: Eukaryota; Fungi; Ascomycota; Eurotiomycetes; Onygenales; Ajellomycetaceae. Gene Ontology annotation, molecular function: protein binding.